This is a messenger RNA of Papilio polytes (common Mormon), 2349 nucleotides long. RefSeq names its product chorion peroxidase (gene Pxt). NCBI's taxonomy places the organism in Eukaryota, Metazoa, Arthropoda, Insecta, Lepidoptera, Papilionidae. Gene Ontology annotation, molecular function: peroxidase activity; heme binding. Bases 1 to 2349 code for a protein of 782 amino acids. The transcript has 15 exons. Gene Ontology annotation, biological process: response to oxidative stress. The record is from RefSeq and is a predicted model, not a curated record.
AUGUUUACAUUAAAAUCAGUUAUAUACAUAUUUGUGUACAUAACAGUUGUCUGUCCGUUGAUUAAAGUCCAGUGUCAUGAAAGGAUAGACAUUAAAAAACAAAGUUACGAUGAAAAUGAACACGUUCAUGGUACUCCGCCGUGCGAAAUCUGCCCCCGGAAAGGAAUCUGCGUGCCCAAAGUACAGUGCCCUGCGCACGUGAGACCCAACUCUAACCACCUUCUAUGUCAUCUAGAACAUUCUAGAAGUAUCGGCGUAUGCUGCUUUACUGGUCAACAACAUGCAGCGGAAUCGGAUCACAAAAUGCGUUCGUCCAAAAUGGGCAUAGAAGAUAUGAAAUCUGCUCACAAACUGUCGCAUCAGAAAGUCGCAGAGUGGCUCAGAACAGCAGAAAACUUGCUAAAAGAUAAUACCACCAUUGUGGAUAUUUCAGCUCCUAGUUACGGGCAUUUUUUGUCGACGGUGACAUACGACGAACGAGCAAAAGAAUUGGGACGUGGUGGUUUGCUGAACAUGUUCGCUGCACGGGAGUUGAAGUCUCGUCAAGCUAUCUCUGAUGAUGAACUUGCGUUGGGAUUCACUGAUCACACCGACGGACCAUACUGCCCCCCACUCCCUAAUUGUCCACCAACAGAGAGCCGGUACAGAACUUUAGGUGGGCAAUGUAACAAUGUCAAAUAUCCGAGCUGGGGCGCCACUAACACAGCCUUCGAAAGAUUGUUGCCUCCUGACUAUAGUGAUGGUAUUUGGGCGCUGAGAAAGUCAUUGUCAGGUCUUCCAUUACCCAGUGCGAGGACAGUCAGCCAUCGACUGCUGGUGGACGCCAACAAUCCCAGCCGCACACACAACCUUAUGUUCAUGCAGUUCGGGCAGUUCAUAGCACAUGACAUCAGCGCUGGAGUCGUGUACACCGCAGGAGAUAACAAGCCGAUAUCGUGUUGUAUCGGAGAUGGCAAGGCACCUCUGCCCCCACACCUGCGGCACUGGGCCUGCGCCCCCAUAGAAGUUGAACCUAAUGAUCCCUUUUUUGAACACUUCGGAGUCCGCUGCAUCAACUUUGUUAGGGCACAACUGUCGCCGGCAGCUGAUUGUUCAGUUGGAUAUGCGAAGCAGAUGAACGGCGCAACUCAGUAUCAAGACUUAUCCCAUAUUUACGGCAGUACUAAAGAGAAGACGGAUUCAUUAAGAGCUCCUGGAGGUCUACUCAAGGUAUUCAAAGACUACGGGAGAGAUCUUCCACCUGCUACUGACAAAAAAGACUGCUUGAACAGCAAAGGAGGUGUUUGCUUCGACUCUGGCGAUAACCAUGCCAAUCAAAUUCUAUCCCUCACCGUACUGCAUACCAUUUGGACGAGAGAGCACAACCGUGUAGCGAGAAUCCUCGCCCGACUCAAUCCGAAGUGGACAAAUGACACUGUGUUUAUGGAGACCAGAAGAAUUCUUCAGGCGGAAUUCCAACAUAUCAUUUACAAUGAAUGGCUGCCGUUGCUACUUGGUCCUCAAAUAAUGCGAGAAUUUCAAUUACUUACGUUUCCCGGCUACUCGUCAGGAUAUGAUCCCCAAGUGAAUCCGUCACUGACAGUAGAAUUCUCUGCGGCAGCGAUGAGAUUCGGACAUUCUGUUGUUGAUGGGAAGAUCAUGGUUCCAGGUCCGAAAAGUGGGGAAAUAUAUGAAACAAUAUCGAUACCGGAAAUAAUGCUGCAGCCUUCACGAUUACGACUUUUGCCUUUUCUGGACAGAGUACUGAUUGGUCUUUUGAUGCAGCCUAUGCAGUCGGUUGAUCCUUUUAUUACUGAAGGGUUAUCCCGUUAUAUGUUCCGUGGCGUAAAGCCUUACGGGUUAGACCUUGCUGCUAUCAACAUCCAGCGCGGCAGAGACGUCGGCCUGCGCUCCUACAACCACUAUAGAAGACUCUGCGGCCUCAAGCCUUUCACUGACUUCAAGCAAUAUAGCAUUAUUACUGCCCAACGUCUCUCAUCAGUUUACCAGAGCCCUGAAGACGUAGAUUUAUGGAUCGGUGGACUUCUAGAAGCGUCUGUGGAAGGCGGUGUAGUCGGACCGACAUUUGCCAACAUAAUAGCAGAUCAGUUCAUAAGAAUCAAGAAAGGCGAUAGAUAUUUCUACGAUUACGGACCAGAUGUUAAUCCAGGAGCGUUUACACCAAGUCAACUAGCAGAGAUCAAGAAGGUUACAUUUUCAAGUUUGCUAUGUGAUAACAGAGAUGGCGCUGAAUUCACCUUACAGUCUCCGAAUGCUUUUCUAAGACCAGAUCUACCUGGGAACGAGCCGGUAUCAUGCGAUAGUCAACUUAUUCCAAAGAUUGAUCUAAAUAAAUUCAGAGAAAUUUAA